Messenger RNA from Penicillium canariense, 4404 nucleotides. Its product is annotated as putative ABC multidrug transporter. Bases 1 to 4404 code for a protein of 1467 amino acids. Gene Ontology annotation, molecular function: ATP hydrolysis activity; ATP binding; ABC-type transporter activity. Gene Ontology annotation, biological process: transmembrane transport. NCBI's taxonomy places the organism in Eukaryota, Fungi, Ascomycota, Eurotiomycetes, Eurotiales, Aspergillaceae. The record is from RefSeq and is a predicted model, not a curated record. The transcript has 2 exons. Gene Ontology annotation, cellular component: membrane.
AUGCACGUCGUGCACGAGGAAGGUCCCUAUGAGGAUCCUCUUCAUAGUAUUUAUGAGGAACAACGCACUGGAGCCUCAUCACCAUCCUCCUCCAAUGAUACCCUAGCACCACCCACGAGCCCCCGGGCUGAAAUUGACCCAGCUGAUGCCCAGUAUAUCACCCAACUGGUCAGCUGCGACCAACAACUCUCCAAGAUCGCUUCUCGAGCCAUUGGCCCCGAUCAUCCCGCCCUCGAUCCCGACAACAAAGAAUUCGACCUCUCCCAGUGGCUGCGGUACAUAGUACAGCAGCUGAAUCGCGAAGGAAUUCUUAAUUCCAAAGCCAGCGUCUACUUUCGCAAUGUCACCGUCACGGGCACAGGUGCUGCCCUGCAGCUGCAGCAGACGGUGGAUGGAAUGCUCACCUCGCUUCUUCGUCCACGCGAGACAUUCAACCGCGGCACCAAGGCGCCCAAGCAGAUCCUAAAGCAGUUCGAUGGUGUCCUUGACAGUGGUGAGCUUCUAAUUGUUCUUGGACGACCGGGGUCUGGCUGCAGCACUCUUCUCAAGACUCUGUGCGGCGAACUGUACGGCUUGGAGCUUGACAAGAACUCCGAAAUUCAUUGCAAUGGCAUCCCACAGCAGACAAUGCAGAAGGAGUUCAAGGGUGAGAUGGUUUACAACCAAGAGGUUGACAAGCACUUCCCUCAUUUAACGGUCGGUCAGACGCUCGAGUUUGCUGCCACCGCCCGCACUCCUUCAGCCCGUGUGCAAGGUCUAUCUCGUGAAGAAUACGCCAGGUCAUUCACCAAGGUGAUGAUGGCAGUGUUUGGACUUACUCAUACUUACAACACCAAAGUGGGCAAUGACACUGUCCGUGGUGUGUCUGGGGGCGAGCGGAAGCGUGUCAGCAUUGCAGAGAUGGCACUGGCUCGAACUCCCUUCGCUGCAUGGGAUAACUCGACAAGAGGCUUGGAUUCUGCCACUGCUUUGCAUUUUGUUCAAUCGCUACGACUAGCCGCUGAUAUUCACGAUUCGACCCAUGCCGUAGCCAUCUACCAGGCCAGUCAGGCGAUCUACGACCUCUUCGAUAAGGCCGUGGUUCUUUACGAGGGCCGUCAGAUCUAUUUCGGUCCCGCAAAUGCAGCAAAGGCCUUCUUUGAGCGACAAGGCUGGCAGUGCCCGUCUCGUCAAACCACUGGCGAUUUCCUCACCUCAGUUACCAAUCCGGUUGAGCGCCAAGCGCGUGCUGGCAUGGAGAACCAAGUCCCGCGAACGCCCGACGAAUUCGAGGCUUACUGGCAUCGUUCACCGGAAUAUCAAGAGCUGCAGCGAAUCAUGAAGGAGCACCAUGAUGCGGUCACAUCGCAGUCAGAUAAUAAUAUCCGCCAACUUAAGGAUCAGAAGCUUCAGGCGCAGGCAGAUCACACUCGCUCAGCUUCGCCUUAUCUGCUCAGUGUGCCAAUGCAAAUCAAGAUGAACACGAAGCGUGCCUACCAGCGUGUGUGGAAUGAACGUACGUCCACCGUCACAACCUUUAUCGGAAACUGUGUGAUUGCCCUGAUCGUUGGAUCGGUAUUCUAUGAGACCCCCGCUGCCACCAGCAACUUUUACCAAAAAGGCGCCGUUCUCUUCUAUGCAGUACUUCUCAACGCCUUGACAGCCAUGACAGAGAUCAACAGUCUGUACUCACAGCGACCAAUCGUUGAGAAGCACAAUACGUAUGCGUUCUACCAUCCAUUCACUGAAGCCAUUGCCGGAAUCCUGAGCGACAUCCCCGUCAAGUUCCUGCUCGCAGUCGCGUUCAAUGUCAUAUUAUACUUCCUCAGCAAUCUCCGACGAGAACCCUCUCAGUUUUUUAUUUACUUUCUCAUCAACUUCAUCAUCAUGUUUGUCAUGAGUGCAAUCUUCCGUACCAUGGCCGCCAUUACCAAAACCGUGGCCCAGGCUAUGACUCUCGCCGGUAUCUUGAUUCUAGCACUGGUAAUCUACACAGGAUUCGUUGUGCCAGUGCCAUACAUGCAUCCCUGGUUUGGCUGGAUACACUAUCUCAAUCCAAUCUACUAUGCCUUCGAAAUCCUGGUGGCCAAUGAGUUCCAUGGUCGCGACUUUGCCUGUUCUUCGAUUGUCCCAGCUUAUCCGAACAUGCAGGGUGAUACCUUCAUCUGCUCCUCCAAGGGUGCUGUGGCUGGUCAAACUACAGUCAGUGGCGAUGCUUAUAUCUGGGCUGCCUACCAUUACUCGUACACCCAUGUAUGGCGUAACUUUGGAAUUCUAGUCGCCUUUUUGAUCGGCUUCCUGGCCAUCUACUUCGUCUGCACCGAGCUCAACUCAUCAACCACGAGUACUGCCGAGGUGUUGGUUUUCCGACGCGGACACGAACCAAAGGCUUUGAAGAACGGCGGUGCCGACGAAGAAGACGGAAACAAUGGACCGGUGGUAGCUUCGUCUAACGAGAAUGCUCAAUCUGGCCUGCCGUCUCUACCACCACAGCGGGACCUCUUCACCUGGCGUGAUGUCGUUUAUGAUAUCAAGAUCAAGGGUGAGCCUAGACGAUUGCUAGACAAUGUCUCUGGAUGGGUCAAACCGGGUACCCUGACUGCGUUGAUGGGUGUGAGUGGUGCUGGCAAAACUACGCUGUUGGAUGUAUUGGCUCAUCGCACAACCAUGGGCGUCAUCACUGGCGAUAUGUUCGUUAAUGGAAAAUCCCUUGAUUCAAGUUUCCAACGGAAAACGGGCUACGUCCAGCAACAAGAUCUGCAUCUUGAGACCGCAACAGUGCGUGAGAGUCUUCGAUUUAGCGCAAUGCUCCGCCAACCAGCCUCUGUGCCAAAGGAAGAAAAGUAUGCCUACGUCGAGGAGGUUAUCUCUAUGCUGAACAUGGAGGAAUUUGCCGAAGCGGUUGUGGGUGUGCCAGGUGAGGGCCUGAACGUGGAACAGAGAAAGUUGUUGACCAUUGGCGUGGAAUUGGCUGCCAAGCCUAAAUUAUUGCUUUUCCUUGACGAACCAACUAGCGGUCUCGACUCUCAAAGUUCCUGGGCAAUUUGCAAUUUCCUUCGCAAACUCGCCGACGCCGGCCAGGCCAUCUUGUGCACUAUUCACCAGCCUAGCGCCAUCCUUUUCGAGCAAUUUGAUCAGCUGCUAUUCCUCGCUCGUGGUGGCAAAACCGUAUACUUCGGUCCCAUUGGCAGCAACUCUCGCACCCUCCUUGAUUACUUCGAAAGCCACGGAGCCCGUCCCUGUGCUGAUGACGAGAAUCCAGCUGAGUAUAUGCUCGAGAUAGUCAACGCAGGCACCAACCCAGAAGGCAAGGCGUGGUUUGACCUAUGGACUGGAAGUCCUCAGGCAGCGGGUGUGCAAAAAGAAAUUGACCGGAUCCACGAGAGCAAGAGAGAUCAGCCAGCGCACGACCCUGAUCAGAUUCCAGAUCCAAGAGAACAAUCCGAGUUUGCUAUGCCAAUCAUGAAGCAAAUGCCUAUCGUCCUGACCAGAGUGUUCCAGCAGUACUGGCGGAUGCCAGACUACGUUAUGUCGAAAAUCAUGCUGGGUCUUUGCUCUGGUCUCUUCAUCGGGUUCUCCUUUUUCAGACCCGACCAUUCCCUGCAGGGUAUGCAGGACCAGAUUUUCUCUCUUUUCAUGAUUUGUGCAAUCUUUUCUUCCUUGGUCCAACAAAUCAUCCCUUUGUUCCUAACUCAACGCGCGCUCUAUGAAGUCCGCGAGCGUCCUUCCAAGACUUACUCGUGGGUCGCGUUCAUGACGUCUUCCAUUCUGGUUGAAAUUCCCUACCAGAUCCUGAUGGGUGUCCUUGUAUACGGUUGCUACUACUAUGCCGUGGAUGGUGUACAGAGCUCCUCGCGACAAGGAUUGGCUCUCCUAUUUUUCUUGCAAUUCUUCGUGUAUGCCAGCACUUUCGCGGAUAUGGUCAUCGCGGCUCUUCCAGACGCCGAAACAGCGGGUGCAAUCGUGACUCUCCUGUUUUCCAUGUCCUUGACAUUCAACGGUGUCAUGCAAACACCUGACGCCUUCCCCGGAUUCUGGAUCUUUAUGUACCGGGCUUCUCCAUUCACCUAUUGGGUGGGCGGUGUCGCUGCUAACCAAAUGCACGGCCGAGAGAUCAAGUGCAGCAACACGGAAAUGUCUGUCUUCAACCCACCCUCUGGCGCGACCUGCGGCCAGUACCUUGAGAAGUACCUUUCUGUGGCCCCUGGGUAUUUGGAGAAUCCAAACGCUACCCAGUCUUGUGCCUAUUGCUCUCUCUCGACAACUGAUCAGUACUUGAGCUCCGUGCGAAUGGUAUGGGAUGAGCGAUGGCGUAAUUUUGGCAUCUUUUGGGUUUAUAUCGCAGUUGACAUUGCUGCGGCUGUUGCUUUGUACUAUUGUUUCCGGGUGAAGAAGUGGAAUUUUGGCAAGCAGAAGGCUGCUUAG